Molecule: messenger RNA, 3642 nt
Organism: Parathielavia appendiculata
Lineage: Eukaryota; Fungi; Ascomycota; Sordariomycetes; Sordariales; Chaetomiaceae
Product: alpha/beta-hydrolase
Exons: 2
Coding region: 496-3474 (992 amino acids)
Biological process (GO): lipid homeostasis; phosphatidic acid biosynthetic process
Cellular component (GO): mitochondrion
Molecular function (GO): lysophosphatidic acid acyltransferase activity; carboxylic ester hydrolase activity
Source: RefSeq, a predicted model, not a curated record
ACCGCAUUUCUGGCUGUGCUCAUCCAACUGAUGAGCGGGAUUGCUACCGCUGUCGCUGUCGUGCACCGCGAUCGUCUUAACCAUUCUAGCCGGUACGGUGCAUCGGCAUUCUUGCUAGCUUGACUCCUCGCUCAGCAUUGCCGUUCGUCCCAAGUUUGCUGUGUACUAACCGCUUAGUCCGACUUCGCCCAGACCCACGGCACGCUCAGACACACCCGCUAUAUCGACGCCAGGUCUUUCUCUGCAGCAUGCAGGUUUGCAUCUCCUGCAGGUGCCAUUCUCAGCCAUUCCGCAAGCUCGCACACUGCACAUGUCUCCGAGACAAUCGGUCAAGCCAACGUUGUCGUCCUGAGACGUCCACACGCGUGUCGACUCGGCAACCCCUGAAACGGGUUCGCCGCCUCUCAACUCCUGCGCCGAGCAGACAAACCGGCCUAGCGACUACAGUACACAUAAUACCCGAGCCGCGCCUUUGGCGCCGGCGCUCCCGCCAGGAUGGAGCAGAUUUCCCUAUCUUCCGCCCCGCCCCCUAUCCCUCGCAGGUCCCGAGAACGGGACCGUGCCCGGCAUCCGUCCCCUGACGCGGUCCAGCCCUCCCGUCGCCGAGACCCUUCCCACCCCGCUCCGACCGCCAAUGCGAAGCGCGACAGAGACUAUAACGACGUCUUUUCCGACUGGACGAGCCGAGACCGAGAGCGAUACGCCGACCGAUUUCUCCGAGACCCGGAGGACGACCAAGUCGGUCCUCUAGCCCCCGCAUCGCCCGAGGUCAUCUCGUCCCUCAUAACGUCCCUCUCGGCCAUCUCCAGGCCGGUGAGUAAUCACUUUGACGGCCCAUCCUACCUGAGCCCCAUUGGUCUUGGGAGUCCGCUUUCAUUGUCGAUUCCCGGUUCGCCCAGCGGCGGCUCUUUCGGGGUUGAUUAUGGCGCCUAUGCCCAGCCGUCACUGAAGGAGUUGAAAGAGGAAAAUGUCCCUCUAGAGGAGCUUCCGGCAAGCGCUCCGGUCAUCCGGACAUCCAAGCCACCCAGCGGCUUGUCAUCGCUGACCGCGCCGAAAAGCCCCGGGGCCCGAGACUCACUGAAGGGCCUCCUUUCGCGGCGGAGCAGUGGAGGCGUUUCGCGUCCAUCAAGCAAGGGGUCGCUGACAUCCGGCGCCGAUAGUAUUGGAAAGCCCAGCGUUGAACGCAGUCAGGAGCCCCUGUCUCCAGGUGUCGAAUCGCACGGUCCAAAAAAGCAACAGUCACACGACAGCUGGGGUAAGAAGGGUACCCGGAACCAGCGUGGCUUGAUGUACAUGAGCAGCAGGGAAAGACUGCGGGAAAAGGAGGCCGAGAAGAGGCGCGCGAGCAUUGGCGCUGUUGGCGGGAAUUUGAGCAGACUCAGCUCAGCGAGCGGUCCCACGACUCCGCACCUCGAUCCGCUCGCCGCAGAAUCCAUCAUAAACGAGGAGCCAAACGGGGACUUGGCGAUCGGUUCACCAGACGGCCUGGCGAACCCAGGGUUAAUCCCCACUAGAGAUUCGUCGCUGAGGAAGACUGGGAACGGCACCAAAAGAUCGUCGGCAAGAACCUCGAGGACCUCGAAACGAGAUAGUGAGGGCGGCGCAUACGGUACGAUUCCCGAACUGGAGGAACACGCCGCCGGCACCCGUGGCUCGCGCGCCGAGAUAGCAAAACGUCGUCCUACCGGGACGAGACAGGGCCAGCAGGUCGAUCCUUUGAACCUCUCCGCCGCCUUGCCACAGGAGAACUCGGCUACCCUGAGCAAACCGGCUCCUGAAAUUUCCAGCACGAGUCCUUUCACACCUGCCGUCGCCAUGUUCCCUGACAUCGACGCUGUUGACGAUGGCGCGCCUUCUCCUGCCGUGGCGCAGAGUCGCCGCCGGGACAGGGAAGCGAGCGCCGAAUACAGGCGACGCUCCGGUCGCCUGACACCUGAUCUGUUUGGCGGAUACGCAAGUGAAGGCGGUGGUGCGUCCGUCAAGGUGAAGCGCACCAGCACUAAGACCAAGCGGCGGUCGGGAGCAGUUAGCCCCACGCCAGACAGCACGACCGAGCAGGGUGUUCCCACUGGGAACAAUAGGCUCGGCGACCAGCCCCACGUGGCCUACGAAAGGCCGCGAAGCGCCGACAGCGUCGAUGACGCCGUCGAGAGCUACCUGUGUAGCCCCCGGCUGAGUCAAAAGAUCAAGCAUCCUCAAACCGGGCGCGUCAUCAGCUUUAGCGAAGUGGGAGACCCCAACGGCAGCGCCGUCUUUUGCUGCGUCGGCAUGGGUCUGACGAGAUACAUCACGGCCUUUUACGACGAGCUGGCCCUGACCCUGAAGUUGCGCCUGAUAACCCCAGAUCGCCCGGGAGUUGGUGACAGCGAGCCGUAUGCCGACGGUACUGCGACGCCACUCGGCUGGCCUGAUGAUGUGUACGCGAUUUGUCAGUCACUCAAAAUCACCAAGUUCUCCAUCCUCGCCCAUUCAGCCGGCGCCAUCUAUGCCCUCGCCACAGCACUCCGCAUGCCCCAGCAUAUCCGUGGCAGGAUACAUCUGCUCGCACCCUGGAUACCACCGUCGCAAAUGAACGUGUUCGGGGCAAGUGAGAAGACACCGCUACCUCCAACCAACGCUAUUCCUACCAGUCAAAGGAUAUUAAGGGCUCUUCCGACGCCGAUUCUGAAGGCUGCCAACAGCAGCUUCAUGACGGCCACAAGCUCCAGCAUCACGAGCUCCCUGCCCAAGCAGAAGCGGACGAAGCGGGACAAAAAGGGCGCAGCUGGGGGGAAAGAGAAUAAGGAUCAGCCAAAGGGCAUGUUCCACGGGGGAUCGGAAAACAAGGAGAACCUUGACCACGAAACCUCAAAGCAGUAUCCAACAAUACCGGGUGCCGAAGAGGAUAUGGAGGGGAUCCGGCCGGCUGGCAAGAAUCCCAGCUUGGCAGGCUCGUCUCAGAACCACGGCAUUGGCCAUCGCCACCGCCGAUCCAACUCGUCUCAUCAAGGGUUCCGCCGGCAGCACCAGCAGCCCGAAAAAGACGAUCACAUUCUCGCGACGGCCGCCGCCCUGGCAAGUUCGCAGGUAGCCGACCGCGAGCGGCAGGAGUUGUACGACAACCGCCUGACGCACGCCAUCUGGCAGCUGUCGACCACGGGCGCCAACCCGGCCGUCGACCUGCUGGUGUGCCUCGAGCGGCGGCACACCAUCGGAUUCAGGUACGUCGACAUCACGCGGCCCGUCGUCAUCCACCACGGCAGCCGCGACACGCGGGUGCCAGUCGACAAUGUGAGGUGGCUGGGCAAGACGAUGCGCCGGUGCGAGGUGCGCGUGCUCGAAGGCGAGGGCCACGGCCUGAUGGCCAGCGCGCAAGUCAUGGGCGGCGUGCUGAUGGAGAUUAGUCGUGAGUGGGAGGAGUGGUCUCGUGUGACGGGGGCGACCAAGAGGGAGCACGAGAGGGCGAGGAGGAAUACGGUUGGGCAGGGAAGGUGAGGGCGAGUUGGAGUUUGUUCGAUCUUGGUUGUCGCUGGGAGCGGCGGGGAGGGGGGCGAUAUCCUUGGGAUUGGAUAUUACCCGCAAACUGAACUCUGAUCUUCGCUUUUCCGGAAAUUUUUCACGAACCUUGAUAUAAUCACUAAUACAUGAAAUCGAAUUGGAAUA